Molecule: messenger RNA, 1024 nt
Organism: Glossina fuscipes
Lineage: Eukaryota; Metazoa; Arthropoda; Insecta; Diptera; Glossinidae
Exons: 5
Coding region: 326-1024 (232 amino acids)
Biological process (GO): protein stabilization
Molecular function (GO): adenyl-nucleotide exchange factor activity; protein-folding chaperone binding
Source: RefSeq, a predicted model, not a curated record
AAUGUUCUUUCUCCUUUCGACACACAUGUGAGACAUUGUUUAUUUCUUGGAAAAAGGAGGGCGAAAUAGAGGGGAAGUGAAUGAAUGAAAAAAAAAGAUACAAAGCAGUGCAAUGUGAAUGUUUCUAGAACAAUUGUUUACAUGUCUUUUUUAAGAAAAAAGAAUUGACAUAUGUCUUAUCCGAAAACUAUCUGAGUAAUAUUAUCAAAAGUAUAAAUGUUGUACUUAUAUUUUUUAAUUUUCUCGUGAAAAAUUUAAAAAAAAAUUUGGGACAAAUAUUUGAAACGAGGAGUAGAGUGUACCUUAAAAUUGCCUGCCUAUAUAAAUGUUAGAAAAUUUCCUGGGUAUGUUUAGAAAACGUCGACGUCUCAACGGUGACGACGACAUACCGCGCAACAAUGACAAUCCAACGACGGCUACAUCAAAUAGCUUAAUCAACGGCGAUAAUAGUGAAAAUAAUUACCCUAUGUCCAGAAAUCUAACUGGUUUUUGGGAUUCCAUAUUUAGUGUCAAUAGCAAUGAUUCUGAUACAAGCAGUUCUAGUAAUGCAACCGCUGUUGCUCCCAUCUCAUAUUCAGACAGUGACAUUGGCAUGUGUGUUGAUAGACCUUUCAAUUUAAAUGAAAGGUUUGUUACCGUUCUAGACCAGUUAGAUGCCCGAGUUGAAAAGUUUCGGAAGGAUGCUUUGGGCUUGCAGGAGAAACGUGACUUCUUGCUUAUGUCCAUUGAUUUGAUAAAAAGCAACGAUUCAAUGCAAAAUCUAACCGAUUCCGAACGAGAAGAGAUCGGUUGUUACUUACAGCGGGUUAACGCUCGUUUGUCAACUGUCGAACUGAAUGUACGCACUGUACGUGAUCACUCGCAGGAGGAUUCUCUAAGCCAAAUCAAUACGUUAAUAGACUUGAUGAUUACUAUGGGUGAUCCGGUGCUGUCACGGCAACGUUGUCAAAUGUACUUGAAUGCCUGCUGCAGUGCUGGCGAAGAUGUUAGCGUUGCCAACACAAAGACGAUAGUUAAUAAAUGA